UGCUGCCGCGGUGGACGCGAUGGAAGCUGUGCACGGCGUCGAGUCCCUCGCCGGCGGAGACGGCCGGCAUCAUGUUUCCCGUACCCUCGGGACGGCGCUGCUGAUAUCGGUGGGGUACAUCGACCUCGGCAAGUGGGUGGCGGCGAUCGACGCCGGGGCUCGCUUCGGGUACGACCUCGUGCUGCUGGUGCUCUUCUUCAACUUCUCGGCGGUCCUCAACCAGUAUCUCGCCACUUGCAUCGGCAUGGUCACCGGCAAGAAUCUUGCAGAGAUUUCUGCCCAGGAGUACAGCCAGUUCAUAUGUGUUGGCCUCGGCCUCCAAGCUGGGAUGUCUUUGUUUACAUCAGAACUAACCAUGAUUUUAGGCAUAGCAGUUGGAUACAAUCUUGUGUUUGAUCAAGAUGAUUUUAUCACAGCCAUUAUUUUUGCAUGCCUUCUAAUUAAUGUGCUGCCAUAUAUGUUAUCCCCUAGGGACAAGAGGAUGGCUGGAACGUUAAAUGCAUGCAUAGCUGGCUUUACGAUUCUUUGUUUUGUGCUUGGUUUAUUAAUCAGUCAACCUGAGAUUCCUCUUCAUGUGAAUGUGAUGUUCCCUAAGUUCAGUGGUGAAAGUGCUUACUCACUGAUGGCACUUAUGGGUGCAAAUAUAAUGUCACACAACUUUUAUGUUCAUUCGUCCAUUGUUCAGGUUCAGAGGUCUCAUGUUCAUACCCUGGGUGGCCUGUUUCAUGACCACCUUUUUUCAAUAGUAUUUACUUUUACUGGGGUUUUUCUUGUGAACUAUAUUCUGUUGAGCUCAGCAGCAGCGGAAGCUACUCACAAUGUGAUCCACACCUUUCACGAUGCUGUCGAGCUAAUGAACGAGAUAUUUACGAGUUCCAUGGCACCACUUGUGUUGUUAGCGGUCCUUCUCUUUUCGAGCCACAUCAUCGCUUUGACAUCUGUUAUCGCUAGCCAUGUAGUCACAGAGCAUUUCUUUGGCGUGAACCUGUCUCUGCUUGCGCAUCAUGUGCUACUUAAGCUUCUUUCCAUGAUUCCUGCAAUCUAUUCUGCAAAGGUAGCAGGCUCUGAAGGGGUAUAUCAGUUGAUCAUUCUGUGUCCAGUAAUCCAGGCGUUUACCCUGCCUUCAGCUGUUAUUCCUGUUUUCCGCAUCGCCUCAUCAAGUUGGAUAAUGGGCAACUACAGGGUAUCUCUACGUGUCGAAAUAUUAGCCUUCCUUGCAUUUUGUCUUACGUUGUUUAUAAAUAUCAUCUUCGCGGCGGAGAUCCUGUUUGGCGACAGCGCCUGGACAAACAGCCUGAAAGGGAACACUGAAACCCCUAUACUAAUUCCACAUACUGUACUAAUCCUAAUGUCUUGUGCAUCUAUUGCUUUUGCACUCUUCCUGGCUGCUACCCCACUGAAGUCAUCAAGUAGGGAAGCUGAAACUCAGGAGUUGUGUGUGCACUCUCAAAGAGAAGCUCCAGAAGAAAUUCAAAGGUCCUGAGACCCUUGAAGUCUGCCAAAGGUCUCUACUGCCACCGCAGUAAAACAAAGUCAGCUAGCAGGAAAUAUCCAAAUGAAGAGGGCGGCUGAGAGAAAUGUUGAAGUAGAAGCAGAUGUUUGCACAGACAAGGAUAAUCGGACUUGACAUAAUUGUCGAAUUCAACAAGUCCAUGCAAGCAGAAAUUCAAACAAAGCAAAUUUGGGCAGAGCUCCUGGAAAUCUCAAAGUUCACAUGACGUGGACACAGUGACCAGGUUCCAUAGCUCUAUGCAGUCAAUUAUAAACACCAAUUUGGUCCCAGCAUCAUUUGGAUAAAUGUAUGGUGUGCCAAGUGCUGAGCUGAAUGGGGUAUGGUGAACCCUGAGCAGUGAAAAGGUAUCCUGGCAUAGGUUGCUCAUCCAUGUAGAGAAGAUCCUUUAACGUCUUGGCAUUGAAAUUUAAGUUCAAGAUUCCAGUGAAUGAUGCAUGCUCGAGGCCG
This is a messenger RNA of Triticum dicoccoides, 1960 nucleotides long. RefSeq names its product protein ETHYLENE-INSENSITIVE 2-like. Bases 20 to 1483 code for a protein of 487 amino acids. Gene Ontology annotation, cellular component: plasma membrane. The record is from RefSeq and is a predicted model, not a curated record. Gene Ontology annotation, biological process: iron ion transmembrane transport; manganese ion transport. NCBI's taxonomy places the organism in Eukaryota, Viridiplantae, Streptophyta, Magnoliopsida, Poales, Poaceae. The transcript is spliced from 7 exons. Gene Ontology annotation, molecular function: manganese ion transmembrane transporter activity; cadmium ion transmembrane transporter activity.